Molecule: messenger RNA, 356 nt
Organism: Ceratosolen solmsi marchali
Lineage: Eukaryota; Metazoa; Arthropoda; Insecta; Hymenoptera; Agaonidae
Exons: 4
Coding region: 32-307 (91 amino acids)
Source: RefSeq, a predicted model, not a curated record
AAUAAUCCUUCAUAGUCAUCUUAUUGCAGAAAUGGCACAUUAUUGGCUAGUACUCAUUAAUAUCUGUUUAUUAUUGGUAAUAAUUAAUAUUCCGUUUAAUUCUGCUCAAUCUUACGAAGUUAGUAGGAAAACAGUUUAUUCUAAUAGUGGCACGCGUGGAACCGUAAUUUGUAAUUAUUUCCCGGAAAAUGAAAUUUUACCAACUUCAACUAGUAUUCUAGGCAGUCUAUAUCCUCUUAGGAGAUUUAUACGACGUAAUACGCGGAAGUCUUUCUUUCGGACUAGAAAAGGCCUAAGAGGGUUUUAAUUCUAUCAGAAAUAGUAAUAAACACGUGUCAUGGAGUUACAAUGAUGGG